Coniosporium apollinis CBS 100218 is the source of this 264-nucleotide messenger RNA. RefSeq lists its product as uncharacterized. Lineage: Eukaryota; Fungi; Ascomycota; Dothideomycetes. The transcript has 2 exons. Gene Ontology annotation, cellular component: proteasome regulatory particle, lid subcomplex; proteasome complex. Bases 1 to 264 code for a protein of 87 amino acids. Gene Ontology annotation, biological process: double-strand break repair via homologous recombination; proteasome assembly; mRNA export from nucleus. The record is from RefSeq and is a predicted model, not a curated record.
AUGUCCGGCGCCGGCAACACCGCCCCGAUCUCAGGCCCCGACACCACGAAAGCGGUCGUGAGCGACACAAAAGACACGUCCUCGUCCCUCAAAGAUCAACAGAAGCCGGCGGCGACGCUAGAAGAGGACGACGAGUUCGAGGACUUCCCCGCCGAAGACUGGCAACAAGAAGACACGGAGAUACCGGGUGGAAACACACACUUGUGGGAAGAGAGCUGGGACGACGAUGAUACGAAUGGGGAUUUUUCGGCGCAGCUAAGGUAA